AGUCCGGGAACCUGUGAAAUGUCCCUGUCCUCAGGCAGUGGAAGGUAGAGGCCAGUGCUCCCGGCACUCUAUGACCCUGUCCUGAACCCUGAGGACCAUGAGGGAGCUGCCUUCCGUCAGCUGCUGGUGCCUCUGGCUGCUGUUAUCUUUCUGCCCUUUCCAGGUAAUGUCCCCAAGAGGCUGUGGCUGUCUCUGGGUGGACCUCUGCGGGGGGCGCUCCCCUGAGUCUCACGGGUUCGAGGUCUUGGCUUCUGCUUCCCAUUACUGGCCGUUGGAAAGCGUGGACGGGAUCCAUGAAUUUCAGGAAACCACUGGAGUGUUACGAACCCACAAGCUCACUCUGCAUCCUUCCCACAAUUCUACCUUUGUUUACACCAAUGACUCCGCUUACUCCAAUUUCUCUUCAACCGUAGACAUCGUGGAAGGGAAGGUGAACAAAGGCAUUUACCUCAAGGAGGAGAAGGGAGUGACACUCCUGUACUACGGCAGGUACAAGACGUCCUGUAUCAGCAACCCGGCGCAGUGUGGCCCCGAGGGGGUCACAUUUUCCUUCUUCUGGAAGACACAAGGAGAGCAGUCCAGACCAGUUCCUUCUGCUUACGGGGGACAGGUCAUCUCUGAUGGCUUCAAAGUCUGCUCCAGUGGUGGUAAAGGCUCCGUGGAGCUGUACACGAGGGACAACUCAAUGACAUGGGAGGCCACCUUCAGCCCGCCAGGUCCCUACUGGACUCACAUCCUGUUCACCUGGAAAUCCAAGGAGGGUCUGAAAGUGUAUGUGAACGGAACCCUGAGUACCUCUGACCCCAGCGGGAAAGUGUCUCAUGCCUACGGGGAGCCCCACGUCAACCUGGUGAUAGGAUCCGAGCAGGACCACACCAAGCGCUACGAGAAUGGAGCUUUUGACGAGUUCAUCGUCUGGGAGCGGGCGCUGACUCCGGACGAGGUUGAGAUGUACUUCACGGCUGCCAUUGGGAAAAAUGUUUUGUUGUCUUCAACACCGCCAAGCUUCUUCACGACACCCACGGCAAGCGCCAUGACGCCAACAGAUGCCUACCAUCCCAUCAUCACGAACCUGACAGAAGAGAGAAAAAACUUCCAAAGGCCCAGGACCGUUCUGCGUUACCUUCAAAACGUGCCCCUCAGCCUGCCCAAUAAAUCCCUCUCGGAGGAAACAGCCCUGAAUCUCACCGAGACCUUCUUAAGAACCGUGGCCAAGGUUCUUCUCCUGCCCAGCUGGACCCACGUGUCGGAGGACAGCGCCGUGGUGCCAGGCCUGAUGGACACCAUCGACACUGUCAUGGGUCACAUAUCUUCCAACCUGCACCCCAGAGAGCCCUGGGUCACCCUCGAGGGCUCCUCUUCCAUGGCAGACUUCUCUGUGGCCAAGGUCCUGUCCCGGACGCUAAGCGCGCCUCACUACCGCUUCCCUGCCCACGGGCAGAGCUACAUCGAGAUUCCUCGUGAGGCUCUUCACAGCCAAGCCUGGACCACCAUCGUGGGCCUCCUGUACCACUCCGUGCACUGCUACUUAAAUAAUAUCCCGCCAGCCAGCACAAAGAUCACAGAGGCAGUGUAUUACAGAGACUGCCCACUGUCUGCUGCUAGCCGCCUGAUUUCUCUCGAGGUGACCCCGCUUCCCACCCUCUCCCAGAAUCUGUCUGCUUCUCCCCUGGUCACCGUCCAUCUCAGGCACAAACUGACUCAUAAGCAGUACAUUGAUGCCACCAAUGACAGUAACCGCUUCUUCCUGUACUGUGCCUUCCUGGACUUCAGCUCCGGGGAAGGCGUCUGGUCAAGCCAGGGCUGUGCGCUCGUGGAGGGAAACCUCACCUACUCUGUCUGCCGUUGUACACACCUCACCAACUUUGCCAUACUCAUGCAGGUGGUCCCUCUGGAGCUCCCGCACGGACACCAGGUGGCGCUGUCGUCCAUCAGUUACAUCGGCUGCUCGCUGUCCGUGCUCUGCCUGGCCGCCACGCUGGUCACCUUUGCUGUGCUGUCUUCUGUCAGCACCAUCAGGAACCAGCGUUACCACAUCCAUGCCAAUCUCUCCUUUGCUGUCCUGGUGGCCCAGGUCCUCCUGCUCAUCAGCUUCCGCAUGCAGCCGGGCACGGUCCCCUGCCAGGUGCUCGCCACACUCCUGCACUACUUCUUCCUGAGUGCCUUUGCAUGGAUGCUGGUGGAGGGGCUGCAUCUCUACAGCAUGGUGAUCAAGGUCUUCGGGUCAGAGGACAGCAAGCAUCUCUUCUACUAUGGGAUCGGAUGGGGGGUCCCCCUCCUCAUCUGCAUUGUCUCCAUGUCAUCAGCCAUGGAUAGCUACGGGAGAGUCAACAACUGCUGGCUGUCGCUGGGGAGUGGCGCCAUCUGGGCCUUCGUGGGCCCUGCCCUACUGGUCAUUGUGGUGAACAUUUGCAUUCUCAUCGCUGUGACCAGAGUCAUUUCCCAGAUCAGCGCUGACAACUACAAGACACAUGGGGACCCCAGCGCCUUCAAGUUGACAGCAAAAGCUGGCGUGCUGCUUCCCAUCCUGGGGACCUCAUGGGUGUUUGGGGUUCUUGCUGUCAAUGACCGGGCUCUGGUCUUCCAAUACAUGUUUGCCAUACUCAACUCCCUGCAGGGUCUUUUCAUCUUCCUCUUCCAUUGUCUCCUGAAUUCAGAGGUGAGAGCUGCCUUCAAGCACAAAACUAAGGUCUGGUCCCUCACCAGCAGCUCCACCCGCAACGCCAACGUGAAACCCUUCAAUUCUGACAUCAUGAACGGGACCCAGCCAGGCACAGCCUCCACUAAGCUCAGCCCUUGGGACAAGAGCAGCCAUUCUGCCCAGCGUGUGGACUGGUCCGCCGUGUGAGCAGAGGCCACCAACCAGGACGGCCUGCCACUCGGAAGAAAUGCGCUCCUCCAAGUAGAGCAAAAGGAACACUGUGCCUCUACUCACGGGACCCUUCCUCCCUGCUGUCUGGACACGUGGUCACAGCCCUACCUGUGACUCUGUGGCAGAGUUCCCUGUCUAAUCCUAGCAGUCUGACACACAAGACAGAGUGACCAGUGAUGACCGUGUGCCUGAGGGCUGGCUGUUCUCUGUGGACAUUGUAGGAUCCUCCCUUGUCACUGCGUGCACAGACCCAGCAAGACUGUGGCAUGUUGUGUGCAGGCCACAGCUCCAGGAGUGGAGCAACCUCUGCCUCGAUGGGUACUUGGAACCCAGGGGACCCUGCAGGGGGAGUGAAGAUCCCCACCCUGCCUGGAGGGUCAGCAGAGGCAGCUGGGGUGUGUGGGGAGGACGGUGAGGGAUUCUCAGUCUGCCAGCUUCACCCAACAGCAAGGUCCCAGAGCCAGCAGCAACUGCUCCAUGCGCCUUUCUAUAGGGCGAUGCCAACCUGGACACCUCCCGUCCUUGUCGUGUGGUCAGAUCCGGCCUUCUGCCCACGCUAGGGCUUUGGGCUGGAGUCACUGGCCAUCCUGCUGAAUUCUGGCUCUAUCAGGUGCCUCACUCUUGUGAAAGCCACAGCCCAGAAGCUUCUGAGCAUGUGACUUCGAGGCCCCCUAAAGUCUCCAUUGUUUUGGGGGAGCCUCUCAGCCCGUUCCCUGUGAGCUUUGCCUCUCUGGACCCAAGUCCAGCCCCUUCCCUAGCACAAGCUUUCUCUACCGCGUGCAGG
Molecule: messenger RNA, 3656 nt
Organism: Castor canadensis (American beaver)
Lineage: Eukaryota; Metazoa; Chordata; Mammalia; Rodentia; Castoridae
Source: RefSeq, a predicted model, not a curated record